Messenger RNA from Leptomonas pyrrhocoris, 3251 nucleotides. RefSeq lists its product as hypothetical. The coding region runs from base 2241 to 3251 and encodes 336 amino acids. The record is from RefSeq and is a predicted model, not a curated record. Lineage: Eukaryota; Euglenozoa; Kinetoplastea; Trypanosomatida; Trypanosomatidae. The transcript has a single exon.
AGGUGCGAAUUACUUCCGCGAGAACGCGAAUACACCGUCGCUUUUCUUGUUUUCCUCCCUUUUCUUUUCUCGCUUUGUUAUUGUUUUUUCUCCUUCGGCUCAUCCCCCCUCUGACGUCUAUACACGCGUCUCUCUUCGUUGGACCCUUGCCGUGCCCCCUGCCUUGCCCGACACGUACCGAUCUGACUCUUGCUUAGCAUCACUGCUAUUAAUUGUAAUCAUUAGUUUCUACUUAGAAGCGUUAGGUGACACAGAGAGACAGAGAGAGAGAUUUAAUCAUUACCAUACAAGCACAUUCCCCCUUCCCCUUAUUAUUAGUUCUUCUUCAUUCUUUGUUGCUACUCUCUAUCAUUCGCUUCGACUAGCGCUUUUAUAUAUAUAAACUUGUAUUCGGUGUUGAUAUCGUCUGACUCUUCUCGGGCACUUGCACACCAUAGCACCGCUUUGCUUGAUCGCUGUGACCAAAGGACGCUCUCUUUGUGUUUUUGUUUUUUUCUUCAGGACCGUCUUGAGUGAGUGCGUGUGUGCGUGUGUGUGUGUAUGUGUGAAGGUGCCUUCACCGCUGGUAUCCACUCUCCACUCUCCACCCCCACCUCUUGACGUUGUAGGUGAACAUUGUCAUCCCCCACCGACUCAAUCUCAACCCUUUUUUUCUCUUGUGCGGAACUCCCAUCGUGCCAAGUUACGACUCACCAUUUCACUUUUCAUGGUUUUUGUUUUCCCCUCCCUUGUUUCUUCUUCUUCUGCGUAUUGGUAGUAUAGAUUGUCUCUCUAACUUCUCUUCUUCUUCUUUUUAUUUUUGUAGUUUACAUCAGCGCUUUUCUGUCGUUGUUGUUUCGAUUUUUCCUCUGUGUUUUUAUCUGUUUUCUAUGGAUUUUGUAGGCGAACUGUUUCCCCCCGCCUCCGCCGAUCUUCUUCUUCUUCUCCCUUCUUCUUUUUUUCAUGGUUCGUUUCCUCCGCUAGUGAUCCACCGGUCCUCUGUUUGUUGUUUGUUUGCUCUUCUUCUCUUCUGCUUUGCCUCGCGUUUCUCUCUUCUCUUCUCUUCUCCUUUCACCUCCACCCGCCUCCCCCCCCCCCUUGUGAUUCCGGGCAGCUCUGCCGGCCACGCCGCUUCUUCCUCACCCCGAGAUUCUUUUCCCAUUCGGGUUGACGUCUACCCUCGAGUACCUCUCCGUUGCGCGCUCCUCCACUCUUUGCAAUUCCUUUUCUUGUUCUUCUUUUUCUUCCUUGUUCUCCUCUUUAAAGCUUCCCUGUUGCGUACAUACUGGAUAGACGAUAGAGCAGCAACACAAAGGUGAGAAAAAUAUAUAUAUUAAAAAAACGAAGAGAGUGGCGUUCUCGGUUUUUAUUAAGCGUUGCCGUUUGUUUGUGUUUUCGCUGGUUCAAAGUCUGCUGCACAACUGACGCGUGCUGCACCGCCGUUUUCGCGCCUUCACCACGCUUUCCAGUUCGUGUGUGUUUUAUAACUCUUAUUAUUAUUACUACUGCUUUUGUUGUUCUUCACAGAAUUUUCCCCCGCGUGUAUCUUUGAGUUGGAGUUUGUUUGUCUGUGUGUGCGCGCGCUUUUUACCUUCUUUUUUCUUCUCUUAUUACCUCGAUUCUGCUGGAUUCUCUUUUCUGAUUUGUUUUUGUUUGCUGAUUCGGUUGUGCAUUCCCUGCAGUAUUUAGUGUUUCAACUACUACUAUUACUAUUAUUAUGUAAUUUCGCUUUCUUCCAGUUUUUGCUCCUCCUAGAAAAAUAAAAAUACAGCGGCUGUGUCCUGCUUUACUUAUUUAUUCAUUUCAGCUGCCGUUUUUCUGCUUCUCACUGCUUCUCCGCUUUGUUGAUCACGCCCCUGGGGAGAGAAUUUGUUGAUAUAUUUUUAUAAUUCAUUAGUACCUAACAUAGUUUCUCUUUAUCCUUUUUCCCCACCGAUCUUGUUAUUUCCUUUCUUUGUCUGUCUCGAUCUUCUUUGCAAAAGACCUCGCCCUGUAUACACCAGCGGCUCUUCUCGUUCGGCGUCACCUCCCUCCCUUCUCCUCUUUCAGGAUAUAGUGAGCUUUAAACUAGGGUGCACAACUCGCGCACGCAGCACGAACAUCGCCGUCGUUGACCCCUCAGCGCAUUCCGUGGCGCCGCCACCGCCUUUGUGCACGCUUCGAAGUGCAAGCGAGGAGGGUGAAAAAUAAAAAGAAAGACAGCGAAAGAGAGAAGUUAAAAAACCGUUUUUUGGAAAGGGAAAAAACGGCACGUUCUGAUAAUGCCCGGCGUGGAUUUGCUCGACGCGUUCGCGGAGUUGGUGGUGUGCGUCGUCUUCAACCUCCCACGCGAUGAGCCGAAGCCUCACGGCGACAGCGACGGCGACGAGGACAGCCCCGCUGCUGCGAACAGCAGCGGCACGACGCAGAUCUUCUCGCGGGAAAACUCGCUCGACGAGUGCCACUCGCAAGCCCCGCUGCAGAUCUCGCCCAACACGUGUGAGCUGGCCGGGUUUGCGGCCUUGCACACCACCACCACCCUCCCUGCCCCGGCCCCGGUGCUGCAUGAGGCGAGCAGCACGCAGUCGCUCGACCUUUAUGCGGGGGGGAUGUGGACCCCGGCGGUGCGGGUGCCGCAGCUACAGCACAACCUCUCCCCCGCCGCAGCCAUGCAUCGCUCCUCGCACCCCAGUAGCGUCGCCUCGCUGAACACGGGCGACAUCUUUUCGCUGGGCAGCAGCACGAGUGUCCCGAGCCCCGACCGCGGCGCCGGAUUUUGGAGCCGGCUGCUUGGCAGCGGCAGCUUCCUGCACACCCCGCCGCACACCACCGCCGCUUCCUCCGCGGGUAGUGGGCCGAUCCCCCACACCGGCGUCACCACGAACGCGUCCAGCUACGUGCAGCUGACGGAGGAGGACCUGGGUAUGCUGAACGCGAGCGGGCGAGCCGGGGCGGCGUCUGGCUGGACGAGCUUCUCCGCCCCGUCGUCGUCCGUUGCGCAGGGCGGCUCCGCGCAGCAGCUGGACUGGAACGGCGGGGACAGCCGCGGUGCUCCGACGCCCUCGAACAUGUCUACCUCGUUAUACGAAGCCUCGCCCGCCGCACCCUCCACGCCACCGCUGCCGCCUCUUCCCCCGCAUUCUCCGCCGCCGCCGCCGCCGCAGCAGCAGCAGCAGCAGCAAAGCCCAUUGAGGCUGAACUCGCACGACAUCUACGUCGCAGCUCCCCGCACGUUCUCUCCGCAAGGAGGUCGGUCGCAGGCGAGCUCGUCGAGCGACUUUAUCGUCCUAUGA